Molecule: messenger RNA, 1294 nt
Organism: Erigeron canadensis
Lineage: Eukaryota; Viridiplantae; Streptophyta; Magnoliopsida; Asterales; Asteraceae
Product: peroxidase 5-like
Exons: 4
Coding region: 171-1160 (329 amino acids)
Biological process (GO): hydrogen peroxide catabolic process; response to oxidative stress
Cellular component (GO): plasmodesma; plant-type cell wall
Molecular function (GO): heme binding; peroxidase activity
Source: RefSeq, a predicted model, not a curated record
AACCUUGUCCUUAUUUUAAGGCCCUAAACAUGUUUUCGAGAUUAUGUAUUUAAAUUUUGCUGAUGCAUUCUAACAUGCCACUAGACAAUAAUUUCUAUAACAUAGUAACGCAGCAUAUAUUGCUUUAUAAGUAAGUAGAUAUCCUUUAUCAAAAACUUGCCAUACUGAAUAUGACUUCUAUAAUAACGUUGGCCCAUGUUUAUACAAUCUUCAUUUUGGUUACAUUGGGAUCGGUCAUUCACUUAGAAGCUCAGCUUCAAGUAGGAUUCUAUAUGGGCCCAUGUUCGGUGGCUGAGCUCAUUGUCAAAGAGGAGGUUGUUAAAGCGUACUUUCAAGACAGGGGUCUGGCUGCCGGUCUAGUUAGACUUCAUUUCCAUGAUUGUUUUGUCAGGGGUUGUGAUGGAUCUGUUUUGAUAGAUUCAACUCCUUCAAAUAAGGCGGAAAAAGAUUCUCCAGCAAAUAAUCCAAGUCUUCGUGGAUUCAAUAUCAUUGAUAAUGCAAAAACUAGGCUUGAAGCUUUAUGUCCAGGAGUUGUUUCUUGCGCUGAUAUAGUUGCAUUCGCAGCUAGAGAUAGCGUCCAGAUAACUGGGGGACUUUGGUAUGACGUUCCAGCUGGGAGAAGAGAUGGCAGAGUUUCACUGAUAGCGGAGACUAGAGCAUUGCCUCCUGCAACAUCAAAUCUCAACCAGCUUACUCAAAUUUUCUCAAGCCAUGGAUUGACGCAAGAAGAAAUGGUUACUCUUUCUGGUGCGCAUACCAUUGGCAGAGCACAUUGUACCUCCUUUGCUAGCAGACUUUACACCUUCAACUCCUCGGGAAACCAGGACCCAAGUUUGAACACAUUGUAUGCUAGCAAGUUAAAGCAGGAGUGCCCCAAGGGGAACAAAGAUGUGAAUCUUGUGGUACCAAUGAACCCCGGUUCACCAGCCAUUACUGACACAGGAUACUAUGUCGACGUAUUGAAUAAUAGAGGUCUGUUCACUUCAGACCAAUCUCUACUCACAAGUACAUCAACAGCGAACCAAGUACGCCAGAAUGCUAUGAACCCGUUUCUUUGGAAGAGUAAAUUUGCACAAGCAAUGGUUAAGAUGGGUAAGAUCGGUGUAUUGACAGGUCAUCAAGGAGAAAUCCGAUCAAAGUGCCGAGUGAUCAACAAAUAAAGGAACAAAUCUUGUGAAUCACGCAUAUAAUUCAAAUAAGAACAUUGGUGCAUCAAUAUAUUAACUUCCUUGUAAGGUCAUUAUCGUUUUUUUAAUGUAAAAACGUCUUGCAGAAUAAUCAAGAAAAUCUUGAA